Messenger RNA from Closterium sp. NIES-67, 3645 nucleotides. NCBI's taxonomy places the organism in Eukaryota, Viridiplantae, Streptophyta, Zygnematophyceae, Desmidiales, Closteriaceae. The record is from the annotation of a GenBank genome assembly.
CCCAUUCCACCAGCGCACCCGGCAGCCCACAGCAAGCGCUCGGAUCCACCACUUCCCCCUUGCCUCCCGUGACCUGUCACUCUUGCCAUUCGCUCCCGCGUGGUUUGGUCCAGUCCAUACCACCCGAACGCAGGUGUGGCUCGUAGUUAGGUGGAAGCACGGUAGGCCUGCUAACCACCCAAGUCAGUCUCUAGUUUAGGGCAUAGGUCGCUGGAAUUCCCGCUUUGCUUCAGCGCGUUUACCUCGUCAGUAGUGCAUGGAUGACAGCGUCCGUCCUCCUGCCUCGCAUGUCACACCAUCGCGCCGCACAUUUCGACGGCUCCACCUCCUCUCACAACGCCCAUCCGUCGCAGCCUCAAGCGCAGUCGCAGUCGCAGUCGCAUCUUCACUCGUCGCCGUCGUCGCACGACCAUCGCGUCUCUCAUGUCGCUCCCCCCGCUGCUUCCGCCCCACCGCAGCCCGUCAUCCUCGCUACUUCGCGCUCCUCCGCAAUGCUCGAGUCGCUCUCCUCCUUAGACUACAGCUCCCCGUUAGCCUGGUCUCAUCACGCGCGCACCCAGUCCGACCCGCUUCCCCCCGGCGCGCCGAUGAUCGGAUUCGACGCGCCUCGCAGCCAGAUGAUCGGCAAGCGCCGGAUGCGGGGGAACGGCGCGCCGCGCGUGGUGAUUCUGCCGCCCAUGAAGCACAUCAAGAUCGAGCCGGCGCGCAUCGUCAGCGUCGACGUGCCUGGCGGGAAGGCUCUCGUGGGGGAGGUGAUAUCCGGGCCUGACGCCGCCGCCAUUGACGUGUCAGUUCCUGGUUGGUCGUCCGCCGUCCCCGGGUCGUUCUUCCAGCCGCUUCCUCCGCCACCGCUCGAGGCACCGCUCCCCGCCUCCUCCGCACCCCCUGUCCCUGUUCCGCCGUGCGCUCCCUCUGCGCCAGUUUCCGCCGCUGCUUCCCCCCGCCGCUGCCCUCCGCCGAGCUUUCAGGAGCUCGCUGCGCGCCCCCCCCGUUACAAGGGCGUGCGGCAACGCAAGUGGGGGCGAUGGGUGUCGGAGAUCCGCGAACCGCGACGCCGAUCGCGCAUCUGGCUGGGCUCCUACUCGAGCGCGGAGGAGGCGGCGCGCGUGUACGACAUGGCGGCGCGAAUGCUGCGAGGCGACGCGACGGGGGGCCUCAACUUCCCCGACAGCCGCCAGGACGUGCCGCUGCCGCCCGCCAUCGCCGAGUCGCUCGUGCGCGUGUGUCAGGAGGUAGCGGAGGACGCGGCUCGCGCAGGCGGAGAAGGUGGCGGGGGUUCGAGGGGAGGCGCAGCGGAAAGGUUUCUUCCCGCCGGGGAAGCGGGCGCGAUGUCGUGGGAAUCGUCCCCGGAGGAGGAGUCGGACAGCAAUCCGACGGCCGUGCAGGCGGCGAGCAGCGGCGGCGCGGGGAGCGUGUUCUGCGCGCCGUGCGCCCCCACCACCGAGAUCUCCAGCCGCGCCUCGCCGCUCUCCCUCGCCUCCAACACCCGCGCUGGCGCUUCCGCCGCGUUCGGCGCCUCUGCUGCGAAUGUCUGCUCCCCAAGCGGUCCGCCGCCCCCCGCUUGGUCCUUCUCCGCUCCGCGCUUCCCGCAGGUGGCGGAGUUCUCGCCACAUAAGGCUCCAGCAGUCGUGAUUGAGCUGCCGGACUCGCCCCCGGGAGAGAGGGCGGAAAUCGAGGAGGGGGGAGGAGGUCGCUGGGGGGCCCAGAAGCAGCGGCAGGCGUCAGUGACGGAUGGGGACGGGGAGUCAGCGUGGAUGGCGCAGCAGCGAAUGCAGCAUGCGUGUGGGGCCAUCAGCGGCAUGAACGCUGCAGCGGGCGGUGUACCACCUGCUUCUGGCGCCGCACCACCCGCGCCUGCAGGAACGCACGCCACCCAGUCCGCCGCCACUCUCACCAGCACCCCGCUCAGGAGCACUCCGCUCAGCAGCGUCCAUCUCAGCAGCAGCGGUGGCUCCACGGACAGCCCUCCUGCCACUGUGCCUGCGCCCGCUGCUGCACCUCCUCCUCCCACCACCGCCAUCCCUCCCCUUCCUCCUCCUCCUGCUGCUGCGCGCCUUCCCCCUUCCACCUCCCCAAACGCUGCUGCCCCCAGCGGUGCUGCGUCGAGCCCAGCAGUGCAGGCGCUGGCGCAGCUGCUCUCAUCCCUCGCUGCUCUCGGCUCCGCCCUCUCCCUGCCGCCGCCUGCCAUCCCACCAAGCGGUAGUACCAGCGGCCACUUGUUUGGCAGUGGCGUUCAGGUGGCCAGCAGCAGCGAUCAGGUGCCGAGCACCCGGCAGGAGCCAGGCAGCAACGUUGAGGCAGCAGGCAGCAGCGGGGGUGUGCUUGGAGCAGCAGCGGCGAGGGAGCAGCUGAUGCGCAUCCUGCACUCGCCCCUGCUGCACCCUCGCCACAUGCUUGCCGCUGGAGGGCACAGCGGCUGUCAGGCGCAGCAGCAGCAGCAGCAGCAGCAGGCGGAUGCAGUGCAUGAGCCGCCUUUCGAGUUCCUGCCUCCCAGCGCUGCUGCCAGCAACAGCCACUGCAGCCAUGGAAGCACGAUCGCCAAUGGCCCUAUGACACCUGGCACAUGGCCCAAGUCGCCCUUGGCACCUGCCGGUGACCCUGCACCUGCUGACUUGCUUGCCACACAAACCACCUCUCACUCGCCUCAUUCUCCAGGUAACGCUGUUACCACUUCAUCCCUGCCUGCUGCCUCACCUCCUUCCCCCCAGCCCCCCUGCGCUGCCCCCCCACCCCCCCCCAGCCUCUACAGCAGCCCCUUUGACUUUGAGCCGCUGCUGCUGCUGGCAGGGGACGAGGGGGAGGUGAGGGAGGGGGAGACGAGGGAGGCUGCUGCUGGGGAAGGCGCGGCUACAGGGGAGUACGGGCAGGGCGGGGGAGGGGAAGAAGAGGAGGCGGCAAGUGCCCAUGCGGCUAUGGCAGGUGCUGCUGCUGCUGCAAUGGAGGCGAAUGAGCAGCAGGGGGCAGGGGGGGGCAUGCUGCAUGCGGUGUCGGCCACAGCGGAGCAGUUCCACAUGUGGCAGGCGCAGCUGUGGGAGUUGUAGCCACAUCUGCCACACGCUUCGUUGGCGUCAUGAGCCGGCUGCAUUUGGCCAGUGCUGAGGCCAGGUGGUGGCUGCUCAAUCGCUGCAGCCCGCAGGGGGGGAAUGUUGGAGGUUGUUGCUUCGUUUUGGUUUUGUUCGUUUGCUUGUUUCGCUGGUCGACAGGCCUCACCAGAUAUCAUGCGCCUCCGCUCCAAGGCCCCUCUGCUGAUUUGAUUUAUGAGGGGGUUGGCCUUCAUUUGAAGGGCAUCCCUUAUAGUCACACACACCACCCAUGGUGGUUUGUGUGAUGGGAGCUCCUUCAAGUGUUGUGGAGGCCCAUGCUAUCUGGUGAAGCCAACUUGAGUUCCUCUUUCCUGCUUCUGCCCUUCUGCUCUGCGUGUACUGCUAUAAAUGUUAUUGUUAUGAACACUUGUUUUUGUGCUUGCCGGAUUGUGCCAUGAGCCAACAACGAAGGGUUGGAGAGAAUCUGGCAUAUUCGUUGCUCCUCACGUAUUCAGAACCACAGUUCGCAGCAACUUUUUGAGCUGCUAUCCAGCUUCACAGCAAGAAGAGUUUUGCCUUUUUGUCUAGUAAGUGCUGAAGUGGAGUUGAGACUAUUCCGACA